Molecule: messenger RNA, 2480 nt
Organism: Linum trigynum
Lineage: Eukaryota; Viridiplantae; Streptophyta; Magnoliopsida; Malpighiales; Linaceae
Source: the annotation of a GenBank genome assembly
AUUGAACGUUUAUAUUAUUCAUUUAUUGUUAAUUAUAAUGUAUAAUAGUUAAAUUUGAGGGCAACCUUGGAAUAUUAAAAGUGCAUGAGGGUAUAUGGUAAAAUGCCAUCAAGGAUUUAUGCCAUAUUCCAAAUCCCACAUCAACAUGUGGGAUUUAUAAGUCCGUGGGGUCCACGGAUUUGGACCCUUAAAAUCCGUGGGCCCCACGGAUUUGGUCUCCAAAAAAGAUGCAAGCAAACAACGGAUUGUACCUAAAUCCUUGAUAGUUGGUUUUUUGGUACCAAAUCCAUGUACCAAAUCCUUGAAGCAAACGACCCCUUAGUAAUGGUUACUACUUCUUCUUCCAUCUCUCAACUGUAGCAGCUCAGUUCGAUGAACUAGAAAACACCUACUGACGACGAUUCCAGAACCCAGAAGUGAGAAAAAGGGGCAACGAUAAACAGAGGAUAGAUAAUGCCAGGAUUGGCUGAACCAGAAAACAGAGGACGACGCCGCAGAAGCUGCCUUCUUCUGCAAUUACAACAACAAUGCCUACCUCCACUAAUCCUCUCUUCUUGUUCUUCAUCUUCUUCUUCCUCUCCCGAGCCAGUGAAUCAUUCGCUGGUUCUUCCUCAGCAGCCCAAUUCAAUAACGAGCUGAAACAACAGGACAACGAUCCUUUCGUGGGGUUCAACAUAGGCACCGACGUUUCCAAUCUCUUGUCACCAGCCAACGUAGUCGCUUUCCUCCAGGCGCAGAAGGUCACCCACGUUCGUCUCUACGAUGCGAACCCUGAGAUUCUUAAAGCCCUGGCGAAAACCAAGAUCCGGGUAAUCAUCAGCGUGCCCAACAACCAGCUCCUCGCAAUUGGGUCUUCCAACACCACAGCAGCUUCAUGGAUUGAUCGCAAUGUAGUUGCUUACUACCCACAAACUCUAAUCACUGCGAUUGCUGUUGGAGAUGAGGUUUUGACCACUGUUCCUUCUUCUGCCCCUUUGCUUGUUCCUGCAAUUGAGUCGCUCUACAGUGGUUUAGUUGCUGCAAAUUUGCAUACCCAGAUUAAGAUCUCCACUCCAUUAGCUGCUUCAGUGAUUCUCGACCCUUUCCCACCUUCCCAGUCUUUUUUCAACCAGAGUUUGAGCUCCGUUAUGGUUCCUUUGCUUAAGUUCUUGUCUAGAACUGGUUCUCCUUUAAUGAUGAAUCUUUACCCUUACUAUGUGUUCAUGCAAAACAAAGGGGUAGUCCCACUUGAUAACUCUUUGUUCAAGCCCUUGACUCCUACUAAGGAAAUGGUUGACCCCAAUACUUUGUUGCAUUAUACCAAUGUGCUGGAUGCAAUGAUCGAUGCUGCUUAUUUCUCGAUGAAGAACUUGAAUGUGACUGAUGUGGUGGUGCUUGUCACCGAGAGUGGAUGGCCUUCAAAAGGUGAUUCAAAGGAGCCUUAUGCUACAGUGGAUAAUGCUGAUACUUAUAAUUCGAACUUGAUCAAGCAUGUUUUCGAUAGAAGUGGUAGUCCUUUGCAUCCUGAGGUUACUUCGAGUGUGUACAUAUAUGAACUGUUCAAUGAGGAUUUGAGAGCUCCCCCGGUGUCUGAGGCUAACUGGGGGUUGUUCCACGGGAACUCGACGCCUGUUUAUCUGCUUCACGUAUCUGGGAGUGGGACUUUUUUGGCGAAUGAUACUACGAAUCAGACGUACUGUGUGGCUAUGGAUGAAGUGGAUGGGAAGAUGCUGCAGACUGCGUUGGAUUGGGCAUGUGGGCCGGGAAGAGCAAAUUGCAGCGAGAUUCAGCCAGGGGAGACUUGUUAUCAGCCUAACAAUGUAAAGAAUCAUGCUUCUUAUGCAUUUGAUAGUUAUUAUCAGAAGGCAGGGAGGGCCUCUGGGUCUUGUGAUUUCAAGGGUGUGGCCAUGAUUACUACAACCGAUCCAAGUCAUGAAGGCUGUAUAUUUCCCGGAAGCAAGAGAAUAAGCAAUAAGACAAAGACAGUGGUGAACUCAACACACUCAAGUAGUGGGGCGGAUUCCUUCAGAAUGAAACAGUCCUCCCCAAUAAUUGCUGCCAUGAAUGCCUCUCCUGCUGCUGUGGUAGUUGUAUUGUCGUGUAUUUUGUGGCACCUUUCUAUUCUGUUGUAAAUGCAGCAAUGCUUCAGGCUGUGAAAAGGUGCAGCGAAGACAUAAAAGCUCUGUUGCCCGUCCUUUUUUUGGCAGUAUGCAUAUAUGGUAGAUCUGUUAUCUGUAUGUAUGUUCGUUGUAUUGUUAUUAUCACCAGGUCAUUGUAUUGUUUGAGAUCUUUCUUUUAGAUGUUCUUUCUAGUUUGGUGACUGAUCUCAUUUUUGUAGGUGAUUAGCCAUUUGUUUCGAAUAAGCUUAAUGCUAUUUUUAUUUGAGUUCUGGUAACUAGCUGCAUAAAUGUAUCGGCCAACUUCAUUCGAGGAAAUCUAAUUUCCGAACAUGGUUAUGGUCUUAUGGAACCCUCUUGCUUUAAUGAAGGUGUAUGCCAAUG